AUGAGACAAGCUCAGAAUACUAUUUCUGAAUUGGAGAAUGAUUCAGGUGAUAUUAUAACAACUCAACAGGGUAUUUCAGAGAUUCUAAUUGAUUAUUUCAAGAAGAAAUUUGAAUACCAAUCAGUUCAGAUUAAUGAAUCAAUAUUUGAUGUUGUACCUCAUCUCAUUUAUGAAGCUGACAAUACUUUCUUGGAAGAAUGUCCAAAUGAAGAGGAAAUACAAAAGGUUGUUUUUAAUUUGAAUGCUGAUAGUGCACCAGGCCCUGAUGGUUUCACUGGAAUUUUUUAUAGAGAAGCUUGGGAUAUCAUUAAAGGAAACUUAUUGGAUGCUAUUCAAUUCUGUAGGAGGAACAACAUAAUACCAAGUGGUAUGAAUUCAAACUUUCUUGUCUUGAUUCCUAAAGUUAAAGGGGCUAAAACUGCUAAAAGCUUUAGACCAAUUGGUCUUAGUAAUUUUUGCUUUAAAAUUAUCACCAAGAUUAUUACUGAAAGGCUUACUAGAUAUUUUCCAAAUCUUGUCUCUCAGCAACAAUAUGCCUUCAUUAAAAGGAAUAUUCAUGAGCAGAUAUUGUUAGCUUCUGAAUUAGUGAAUGAAAUGUCAACUACUAGAAGAGGGGGUAAUGUAGGUCUCAAACUAGAUAUUUCACAAGCCUAUGAUACUAUGAGUUGGGAGUUCCUUUACAGAUCUUUAAAAAAGUUUGGUUUUUCAGCUAAAUUUUGUAACUGGAUUAUGGUCCUCCAGUCUACUAAAUUGUCUAUUACGCUCAAUGGAGGACCAAUUGGCUUUUUUGGUGUGGGUAGAGGCCUUAAACAGGGAGACACACUUUUUCCAAUUCUGUUUAUUCUUGCUCAAGAUGUCCUUAGUAGGAAAAUUCAUCAAUUAGUCAUGGAAGGAAAAAUUCAACCAAUGGUGGUAAGAAAUGGUAUUCAUCCUACACAUCUAAUGUUUGCUGAUGACAUCUUUUUAUUUUGCAAUGGAGGUAAGAAAAGCAUUGGAAAUUUGAAAUCUCUUUUAAUGGAAUAUCAAGCUGCUUUUGGCCAAGUUUUUAAUGCUACAAAAAGCAAAUGUUUUGUAGAUGGUACUUAUGAUACAAGGAGAAGACAAAUUGCAGAAUGGCCUAGAAAAGUUCUAGAAGCUUGUGAAAAAAUCAUCAGGAACUACUUAUGGUUAGGCAAUGCUGAAGAAAGAAAAUGUAUUGCCUUAAAGUGGGACAAUGUUUGCACUUCUAAAGAAGAAGGAGGUCUUGAUAUUAGAAAGCUAGAAGAUGUGAACAAGGCUCUUUUAAUGAAACUACUGUGGAAAAUCCUUAACUGUCAUGAUGAAUGGGCUAAUUUUUUUCUUGCUAAAUGGAUAGUUGGUAAUGGUGCAAAGGUUUCCUUGUGGAAUGAUAAAUGGAUUUUUGAUGAACCAAUAUGCAAGUUAUUUCCUAAUCAUCCUUAUAUUGCCUUGCAUGCUCACCUUAAAGUUCAAGAUUUAAUUGUUGAUAAUCAGUGGUGUUUUCAUGAAGACUUUCUUCAAUUCUUCAAUACUGAUCAAUUACAUGUUCUGAAAGAAGGUGAUGAUUUACUUAUAUGGUGUAACUGUCAUUCUGGGGUUUUCACAGUUUCUGAUGCUAUUAACAAAAUCAGAAUGCACCAGCCUAAGUUGCACUGGUAUAAAAAAAUCUGGAACCCUGCAGUGCUUCCUUCAACAUAUGCUAAUGUUUGGAAGAUUGCCAGAAAUGUGUGUGCAACAGUAGAGAAUCUGAGGAAAAAAGGUUUUCAAUUUGCUUCAAGAUGUUACAUCUGUCAUGAUGGAGAAGAUAGUAUAGAUCAUAUCUUGUGGAAAUGUGAAUUCAGUACCAGCUUGUGGAAUUGGCUUUCAGGUAUAUUCUUAUCUACCAAACCAAAUUCUUUUGAGGAUGUUUUGAAAAUGCAUACAAAUUCUAGUCCUGGGAUCAAAGAGUUAUGGAUUAUCAGUUCCUGUACAGUUAUGGUUGAAUUAUGGUUCUUAAGAAAUGCAAUAUAUUAUGAUGCUGAGAAGCCUGUGUUAACUAAAAUACAAUUAAGAAUUGCUAGAAAAGUCCAUGAUUGUGAAAUUAGACUGAAAGAAUCUGGUGGUUUGGGGAUUACUUCUAAUUAUGUUGCAGAAUUCAUUUUUUGUAUCAAGGCUUUAGAAUAUGCAGUUGAGCACCUCUCCUUCAAGUUAAUUCUGCAAUCUGAUUCUAGUAUGUGUGCAAAAGCUUUACAACAAAAGAAGAUCCCUUGGUUUUUGCUGGCUAGGUGGCAAAGAAUUAUGGUUAGCAUUCAAUCAAUUACCUUCAAACAUGCCUAUAGAGAUAUCAAUUUCUCAGCUAAUCAUUUUGCUAAGAAGGGGGCUCAUUUGCAGAAGGGGCAGACUUUGAGUUUUAAUGAAAGACCAAGCAAUAUGCUAAGACUUGAAUUCCCAGGGCAACCUUACUAUAGAGUUGUUUAG
Messenger RNA from Papaver somniferum (opium poppy), 2454 nucleotides. RefSeq lists its product as uncharacterized. NCBI's taxonomy places the organism in Eukaryota, Viridiplantae, Streptophyta, Magnoliopsida, Ranunculales, Papaveraceae. Gene Ontology annotation, molecular function: RNA-DNA hybrid ribonuclease activity; nucleic acid binding. The coding region runs from base 1 to 2454 and encodes 817 amino acids. The record is from RefSeq and is a predicted model, not a curated record. The transcript is spliced from 4 exons.